This is a messenger RNA of Desarmillaria tabescens, 1133 nucleotides long. RefSeq lists its product as uncharacterized. The transcript is spliced from 6 exons. The coding region runs from base 160 to 1065 and encodes 301 amino acids. Lineage: Eukaryota; Fungi; Basidiomycota; Agaricomycetes; Agaricales; Physalacriaceae. The record is from RefSeq and is a predicted model, not a curated record.
GCCUGCCGCCUGGUCAUUACGUAGACACAAAAAGGCAAACAAUACGGUCGUUUUGUAUGGCCAUGUUGGGAGGUCAUAGCGGCUUGAGACAAAGGCAAAACAGCCGCGAGCCUAAUUAGGCAGGGGGGCUGCUGUUUCCGCCUUUUACCACUGACCACCAUGUCCUUCUCUGACGAUUCCGACCUCACCGACCUCUCUUCGGACGAAGAGAACGUACCUCUGGCGCCAACCAAGAAGCCGCAGACGCGCAGUAAAAAACCAAUUAUUCGCCCGGCACUACGUGCACCUAGAACGGUUUCGUAUUCGGUGGAGUCUUUGUGUAAGAAACUCUGCGACAAGUCCCUGGAUUUGGAGCCCGAAUACCAAAGAGACGUCGUCUGGAGUGACUCGAAGCAAAGCCAACUCAUCGACUCGCUCAUUCACAAUUACUAUAUACCACCUUUGAUUUUCGCUGUGUCGUUGACCCCAGAGGGAGAGGAGAAGCGGACAUGUAUUGACGGGAAACAAAGGUUGUCUUCGAUUAGGCGGUUUAUAGAUGGUCAUAUCAUGCACAAGGAUUCCGUCACCCAAGGCAAAUUUUGGUACAUCAGCCGCAGCGGAGCCGGAAGAACCAGAUCUCGCACCAUACUUCCCAUGCAGCUCAAGUCCCGUUUCAGCAACACCCAAAUCACCUGCGUCGAGUACGACGACCUUACCCAGGACCAAGAACGCGAAAUCUUCCGUCGUGUCCAGCUAGGUGUAGCACUCACGCCAGCCGAACGUCUGCAAGCUAUCACCGGACCUUUGGCUUCCCUGAUUCGUGAGGUGCAAGAUAAGCUCGCGUCGCCUGAAGGUCUCGAAGGGCACGUCCCUUGGGGUAAAGCUCGUGGACGCGACUUUCUAUGUGUGGCGCAGAUCAUAUACCUCAUUGACGGAAAGAAGGCCGAACCAUCUGCACCCAAAAUCGAAGCUUGGUUUACCGGCGACAAUAACGGGCGCGUAGAAUUCUGCGUUCACGUUUGCGUGCGUGCGUUUGCGUUUAAAUGCAUGCGUUUGUCAGGCUUGCGUGUGCAUGUGCGAGCUUGACAAAGAUGCGUUCGUGCGCAAUAAUACUUUUUAGGUACUUUAGUUAUCAAAUAGACGGAAUGUAACAG